Molecule: messenger RNA, 3609 nt
Organism: Sebastes umbrosus (honeycomb rockfish)
Lineage: Eukaryota; Metazoa; Chordata; Actinopteri; Perciformes; Sebastidae
Gene: sh3d19
Product: SH3 domain containing 19
Exons: 21
Coding region: 166-3363 (1065 amino acids)
Biological process (GO): protein transport to vacuole involved in ubiquitin-dependent protein catabolic process via the multivesicular body sorting pathway
Cellular component (GO): ESCRT-0 complex
Molecular function (GO): protein binding
Source: RefSeq, a predicted model, not a curated record
UGCUCUGUGGGCAGGACACACCAAAACCUGCAGUGGUCUGCUGGACCAGGGCAGUAACCAUGUUUUAUCGACCGGGUUAGACAGAUGAACUAGCUAACUUCCAAGUAAAAGUAAAGUAAAGUGUCUUUUAUUGAACUAUUUAUCUCUAUAUGGUGUUAAAUCACGAUGGCUGAAGCCCGCCGUGAAGAGGAGGACGAGGGGAGCAGAGAGCUGCUGGACGUCCGGACCAGGAGCCUGCAGCCAACAACAGAUCAUCCUGAAAGAACCAAGCCAGAUCAUUUACAUUCAAGCCAAGGGCCUCUGUCUUCUAUACGAGCUGCUAUCAAACGAACAAGAACAAACUCUCAGAGUGACCACACCAGAGAAAGAAGGCGACCAGAGAUCACCAUCGUCUCAGCAGAACCUCUGGCCAGUAACAACUGGUUCCCAGGAACCUCGGUGGUUUUCCCUCGUCCUCCUCAGUCAGGCUGGUCUGCAGGCAUCCAGACUGUUUCACAGCCCCCACCAUCCUAUGACCAGGUGAUUCAAGAGAAGACCCAGGAAGAGCACAUUGUCAAGCCCACUGCAGCCCCCCGCCGGACCACCUGCACCACCACAAGUGCCACGCAGACUGACCCUGUGAGAGAGGACACCUCCUCCACCACCACCGUCCCACAGUGCAGUGCUGCUCCACAUUCGGCAGUGAAAAGACCUGCAGGUAAAAAGCCACAAAAACCACCACGGCCAUCACUGCCGAAACCAUUGGACGGAGAACCAGCCACUGAAACGGUUUCACCUGCUGAUGAGAAGGUUGGAACAAAUACUGCAGUAUCCACAAACACUGAGGACCAAAGUGACUCCAAGUCGCAUCUAAAGCAACCCAACCAAGCAGAUUCCCCUCACACCUGCAGCAGAUCUGUCACCGUACACUGGGAUAUUCAUACAAAACAUAUUUUUGCUACUGCUGAAACUACUCCCUCUUCACCAGACUCAGAACGCAGUCGACGCCCCGUUCCACGUCCUCGUACGAAACCCAGAAAGCAGGCAAUCACAGAAGAGGUCAAAGUCCAGACUUUGGUCGAGCACAGUGAACAUUGUGAUGACAUUCACUCUGAUCCAGAGGAGGUCUCCUCGAAUAAGUAUUUAAAAGAGUUAUUGGAGGUCUUUAGUGCAGAAAACGAGUUUGAGGAGAACGACGACGACAUCGUUAACCAAUCAGACGAGGCCUUACAAGGUGAGGAUGCUGGUGGCGAGAUGACGUCCAACCACAGUCAACGCAAUAUCCGGGCCAGGAUCCAGGCCUUUGAGACCGUGAGUAGCGCCGAGGAGGGAAAUGUGGUUGAACCAGCCAAACCAGAACCUCGACCCAGGACGGCGAAACCUCCAGUUGCUGCAAAACCUUCUGCAGCUUUUAAACCUCAGUUGAACCACACUGUGGUAGAAAAUAUCUAUGAGAACUUAUCGACCAUAAACAUCCCCCAAGCCCCUGCAACAGCCCCCAAACCACAGCCCCCGAAGAAAGCUCUGGAUCUACCCGUAAAGGAGGAACUAGAGACUUUACUCAACAAGACGGCCAUCCUAAACAGACCACGUCCCUCUGUACUGACCAGAGCCAACAGCAUCCAUGAAGAGGACACUCCACCAGUUCCUCCUUCACCUCCAGUGAAGCAUGUAAAGGAACCUCUGAAACCCAACCUGAAUAUAAACAACCACAACUCAGUCUCCAUGGCCACUGAGAACGUGUAUGUGGACAGUCCAUCAAACAAGCCUCAGCGUAAUGAGGACAGCAAUGGAGGCUCUUUCAAAAGACAAAGUUUAACACGGAGACCAACCACCAUCAGGGUCCCCAGCCAAACUGGUUCAUUGUCAGAUAAUCAUCAGGACAGUCCCCCUCCUCUCCCUGCUCAGAAGCCUGUAGGCUCCCUAAACACGUCAGUGAACCACAGCCAAACACCCACUCUCACCCACCAGGAGUCUUUCCAGUUUGAGCCGGAGGCAGCACUACCUGCUCGGAGGCUGGUUUCAAGCAAAACGCUCCCUGCUCGCCCACCUCCAGCCAAAACAGGCCCAGGAAGACCUCCCCCACCCAGCCUUCAGGCCGCAGGUCGAUCCCAUUCAGCGUCAUGGGGAACUUCACCUAAAUCCCAGGCAGAGAAGUCCCACAGGAAGGGACCUGUCUUACCUCCAAGGCCCAACCCAGGCCACAGUCUCUACAACAAAUACACUUAUCCACUUCCUCAUGGGAUUGCUGCUUUUGACUACAAUGGGAGUAAUACAGGAGAACUGUCAUUUCAGCAAAAUGAAGUGCUUCUGCUGUUCGAGGAGAUUAACCACAAUACAUUUGAGUGCCAAAUUGGAGACACCACAGGCAGAGUCGACAAGUCUCGCAUAAAGGUCAUAAAUCCUCUGUCCUCCGUCUCACACACAUCCCCACCACAGGGUACCGGUCCUGCUGGUUCAGUAGGAGCUGGUCAUGAGCUUAAGGUGCAGGCGAUACAUGACUUCAAUCCAGAGGGUCCAGGAGAGCUGAGUCUGAGAGCAGGAGAUGUUGUCACCAUGGUGGAGCAGGUGGACAGUGAGUGGUACAGAGGCACUUGUAGGGGAUCUACUGGUUUCUUUCCGGCCAAUCACGUCAAAGUCCUGUCAAAUUCACCAAAACCCGUCCCUGAACGUAAAGCAAAGCCACCACCACCAAGAGUCAGUGGUCCGAGAUGCGUGGCGAGGUUCGACUUUGAGGGGGAGAACAGUGGUGAACUGACGUUCACUGAGGGGGAUGAGAUCCAGCUGAAGGCGUACGUUGGACAGGACUGGGCUCGGGGACAGCUCGGCGACUCGACCGGUAUCUUCCCUCUUAACUUUGUAGAGGUCAUCGAAGAUCUACCUCCGGCCACAAUUCAGCCGAAGAGAAAGUCCAUCGGGAUAGCACUGCCUGGUAUGGUUAAAUCUCCAGGUACGCGCCCUGAAGUUGCGAAACCUGCUCAGGCAUCUCGGCCUAGUGCGGUGUGGGUGGUGGCUCUGUAUGACUAUGCUGGGACUUCAGACAGCGACCUGUCGUUUCAACAGGGCGACCGUAUCCAGAUCAGCCAGCAAAUUGACGCUGAGUGGAGCAGCGGCCGGCUCAAUGGCAAAGAGGGCAUGUUCCCCAGCGCUUUUGUGGAGAGCAGCACAGCAGGCCAGCAGUCGUCUAAUAAGCAGCAGAGUGGAGCUGCUGGUGGUGGUAGAGCCAGGGCUAUGUUCAACUACACAUCAGAGUGUGAUGAGGAGCUGUCUCUGCAGGUUGGGGAUAUAGUAACCGGUCUGGAGUCCGUUGAUGACGAAUGGUUCCAGGGUGAUUUGAGAGGGAAACGGGCCUUGGUUCCUAAAAACUAUGUACAAAUGCUGUGAUAGCACCGUGUGGCUUUCAGUACAACAAUACACAGACACUGUUGAGUGAUCAGAACUGAAACGAGAUCUGAGGACAGAUGUUUUCGGCAGAAGUGGAAGUCUGAAGUGAACUGCCUUUAACUGGAAUGCAGUAUUUCAUCUCAUAUCGCAACAUCUUUUCUCAUCUGCUGCCUUGAAAUGAAAUGUUCUGUGAAUAAUUUAUCAUGUUUAUAAAUAAACAAAAGUAAAGCUGGCUGGCAAUUUAAA